CUCACCUAAGAGCGUUGGUUGUGUUUUUGAGUUUUUCUCUUCUUACGCCUGCAGAUCCAUCUUCCAACAAAUUUCUCUUGAUAUUUCCCCACCUUCUUCACCAACCACCACGGUUUUCCUGUAGUGAAGACAAUGUAUCCUAGACUAAGUCCCAAUACCAGUCCAUGCCCAUAGCCCGCCAAUGCAAACUUCCACUCAAAGAGUGCCGCAGAGUCACCUUUUUCAUCAAAUUGUGAUGGAGGUGCUCCUUGUUCCUCCUCUUUGUGGCAUUUCUUUGUCAAUGGAAAUCCACACAACCCAGAGUUCCCAAUGUAGGAAUCAUUUGAGAAUGUAUUGAACUGCUUCCCUUGAGGAAUGUCACCUUCAAGUUUGUUGUGUGAAAGCUUCAAAACUAAAAGGAAUGUCAAACUUGUCAGCUCCUCAAGAAUCCUACCAUCAAGCUUGUUUGACGAGAGAUCUAGUGAGUGAUUCAAGCUCUGUCAUUUUCCCCAGAAAUGAUGGAAUUUGACCGGUGAGACUGUUGUGAGAGAAGUUUAGCAAAUGAGGUGAAUUGAGUUCUCCCAGCUCUUCAGGAAUGUGUCCCUGGAAUCUAUUACUUGAAAAAUCAAUAGUUGAGAAAAUUGUCAGGAUUCUCUUGAGCUCCACCUUUAAACCUUUCACUAUUACUAUCGCAGAAUCAUCAUAGUAAUUAUCAAAAUGCAACAGCUACAAUGAUAAUUAACUAAUACACAAACAACAAAUGAACAGAAACAAGACCGGCCUGCCUAAAUUACUUUCCUUAUUUCUAUUACACUUUAACCGUAUCUCAUGACAAUAAGUACUUCUAUUAGUUGAUACAGGUCCACACGUAUAAAAGCAUCAAUGGGUGCACAGAACAAAAUGAGAAAGGAAAAGCAGGAAAUUGGGACACUAAAACAGGAAAUGUAGCUAGCUAAAAAAUAAGAAAUACUACAAAUAUAACUUAUAGAGUUACAGUAAAUUGAGGUUGUUAAAAAAUGUCAUUAUGAUGUUAGUGAAGUGCAAAGAGAAACUGUUAGAUUUUUGGUGGUAAAAAAAGGUGGACUGGUUAUGGAAGACAAUGUACCACUCUGUGACAAGGUGACUUUCCCCAUUUCUGCAGUGAUUGGCCAAAAACAUCAAAGGAGAAACUGUGAUGAAAUUAAUAAAACAUUCAAGAGGCUUUCAAAAAGAACAACUAAGAAUUAAAACAACUAAAAGAAGAGUGCUAAUCCCAUAAAGGCUAAAUGGAAAAUAAAAUUUAAAAAGCAACAGCAUCCAGGAUGAAUAGACAGCAACACAGUAU
Molecule: messenger RNA, 1303 nt
Organism: Rubroshorea leprosula
Lineage: Eukaryota; Viridiplantae; Streptophyta; Magnoliopsida; Malvales; Dipterocarpaceae
Source: the annotation of a GenBank genome assembly